CAGUCUUCUUUAUUCAUUUAAACAGACAAGUUUAUUAAAAAAAUCGAACAGAAAUAUUUGAUAACGUUUCAGAAUUUCUGAGAAAAAAUGAAAACAAACUUUCAACGUAUUUUAUUUGUUGUAAUUUUGUUAAUUAAUGAAUACGAAUGCAAAGGAGGAAGGGGAGGAUUUGGUCGUGGUGGUGGCUUUUCCAGAUCAAAACCAUCUUCAUCAUCAAGUUGGUUCUCUAAACCAAGCUACAGUAGCAGACCUGCACCAUCUCCAUCGUAUUCUUCAAAUAAGCCAGCUCCUUCUUAUGGUUGGAAUGUCAACAAACCUAGUGGACCACCCCCUGCCUACCCGGGACUUGGCAAUCGACCAGUAAAAUACGGAAAUUCCCCGCCAUCAUAUUCUCCCAGUUAUUCACAUCCUCCAUCAUAUUAUAGUCCCAGCAACACACGAUAUUCAAGUUACAAUUCUCAUCCAAAUUAUGGAUCGACAUUUGGAUCCACGGGUCUUCGAGGCAACACAUACAUCCAUAACAAUUAUUAUGGAUCUCAUUCAGGCGGAUCACCGUUCUUGACCAAUGCUUUAUUUUAUGGAGCUGGGAUGCAUCAUGGAUAUUCAUGGGGAAGUCACAAUUCUUAUCGCCAUAGGUCAUGGUCCGAUGAAGAUGAUAAGAGAUGGCGAAUGACAACAAAAGGUCCAUAUUUUGAGAAUAAAGUUCCAGGAUCUGAAAAAAAUUUACCAGCAGCUGCAGUUGUUGGUGCUGCAACUGCUUUUGGGUUAAUUUCGCUUCUUCCACUCAAUGUUCCAGCAUUCAAGCCUUUGAUGUACUGCAAUGGAACUGAAUUUGCACAAUCACCCAUCAACAUCGACGACAAAAUUUACAGAUGCUCGAACAAAAGUAUUUUGAUUUCUUUUUGCGACUUCAUAAGUGAGAAUCAAAUUUUCAAUGAAGAUGAUAAAUGUGUAAAUAGAACCAUGGAAUGUCAUAACAAGCAUUCAAAUGAUGAAAUCUUUUGUGACAAUGGAACUUUACUUAGUCGAUCUUCACUUGUUUGCAAUUCCACGACAUUUUUGAAUGGAACCAAAAACAACGAAACGUUGACAAUUUUAAAUUGUUUCAAAGGAGAAAUCAAUGCUAAGUUGGCUUCAUUUAUCCCAACAACUACAACUGAAGAACCAUCAACGACUACGACUGAGAAAAAUCUUUCUUUGCCUUCAAGGAUUCAUGUUUUCUUCAUGAAAAUCAUCGGAAAGGAAGAAGCGCUUAAGAAGAUCACAACGACAAGCACCACAACUACAACAACAGAUGAUCCUCGGCUAGCUUUGAAAGAAGAUGAUAAGUUGUGGGCUCCCGAAGCGAUGACAAUUCCACCCACCACUACUACUGAAGCACCAUAUGUGAUAAUGAAAAGAUGGAUAGGAGGUAGAACCUUACCUUCGUAUGAUAAACCAGCGACAUCAGAAGAAGUGAGGGAAUUUACAAAGAUGCAUAACAUGGGUAAAGGUCACUGGAUGGACUAUCAUUUCUACACAAAGGUUCUGAUUACAACUGAAUCUACUGUGGAAGAAACGACAACAAUUGCAACUCCAUUAAUAACUGAAGUUUACUCUGGAGGUCCUUACGUGAUGAUGAAAGUUUCAGAAAAUAAAUUACUUGAAUUGAAUACCAAAGAAUAUUUAGAAUACAAAGUGUCGAAAGUGUUAGGAAAAGAAUAUUUUUAUGAAGAUAAUUAUGUAAAGGUUCCUUUCAAUAAUGCAACUACUCCAAGUUAUGAUAAUAAAGAAUAAGUUUUCUAACCUUAUGACUUCUGUCAUGCCAUGUCAACAUUUAAUAAAAAAUAACUUUUACAAGUUCCCCAAAAUUAUUUAAAAUGUAUGAUGAUUCAUUGUUCCAAUUAAUAAUGUGAUUUGUCAUAA
Clunio marinus is the source of this 1905-nucleotide messenger RNA. The record is from the annotation of a GenBank genome assembly. NCBI's taxonomy places the organism in Eukaryota, Metazoa, Arthropoda, Insecta, Diptera, Chironomidae.